This is a messenger RNA of Saxophila tyrrhenica, 1326 nucleotides long. RefSeq lists its product as uncharacterized. Bases 1 to 1326 code for a protein of 441 amino acids. Lineage: Eukaryota; Fungi; Ascomycota; Dothideomycetes; Mycosphaerellales; Extremaceae. The transcript has a single exon. Gene Ontology annotation, biological process: homogentisate catabolic process; L-phenylalanine catabolic process; L-tyrosine catabolic process. Gene Ontology annotation, molecular function: fumarylacetoacetase activity. The record is from RefSeq and is a predicted model, not a curated record.
AUGGCUUCCGCAUCUUGGCUGGAUAUUGACGAAGACAGCCCGUUCUCGAUUGACAACAUCCCCUUCGGCGUCAUCUCCCACAACAGCCGGCUGGCAGAUCGACAAGUCGCCGUGGCCGUAGGUGAAUAUGCCAUCUUACUCCAAGAACUUGUCAACGGCGGUGCACUGUCGCAAUGCCCCGACAUCCAACCUCAUCUCGAUUGUCUCCGACAACCGUCUCUCAACGACUUCGCCUCGUUAGGCCGCCCACUUCACCAGACCUUCCGCUUGUACCUUCGAGAUCUCCUCCGCGCGGACACGCCGUACCCCGGGCAGUUACGCGACAACCGCCAACUCCGCAACCGCGCCUUCUUCUUCCGGAGCGACUGCGCAAACCAUGUCCCUAUGAUCAUCGGAGACUACACCGAUUUCUACGCCGGUGUGAACCAUGCCCGCAACGUCGGCACCCUCUUCCGCGGUGCGCAGAAUGCCUUGCAACCCAAUUACAUGCAUCUUCCAGUUGGUUACCAUGGCCGCGCUUCCAGUAUACGACCCUCUGGCUGUCCGAUCCGGCGGCCAGCAGGCCAGAUCUUGCCCGCUCCCGAGGCUGCCGCACCGGUACACUCAGCUUCUCGAAAGCUGGACAUGGAGCUUGAAAUGGCUGCUUUCUUAUGCAAAGGCAACGGGCCGGAUGGCAGGCCCAUCUCCAUUGCAGAGGCCUCGUCGCAUAUCUUCGGCUACGUUCUCAUGAAUGACUGGUCCGCGAGAGACAUCCAGGCAUGGGAGUAUGUGCCGUUAGGUCCCUUCAAUUCCAAAAAUUUCGCCACGACGAUCAGUCCGUGGAUCGUAUUGGCCGACGCGCUCGAACCGCACCGAUGUCAGAGUACGACGCAACGGCCAGUUGAAAGCGCAUUAUUGCCGUAUCUUGAUGAGAAGAGCGCGCCGACAUUCCAUGACAUCCCACUCUCCGUCCGCCUCGAGUAUCCCAUCCACUCCGAGGCUGGGAGCAACGACAAAGCGACGACGACCAUCACAGACACCAACGCUUCGCAUCUGAUGUACUCGUUCCCGCAAAUGCUAGUCCACCACACCGUUGGAGGCUGCGAGAUGCGCGUGGGCGACCUCCUCGGUAGUGGAACCAUCUCCGGCGACACGGCUGGCUCUCUGGGUAGUUUGCUCGAAAUGACGGACAAUGGCAAAACCCCAUUGAAGCUCGAUGAUAGCGUAGGGUCGCAACGCACAUUUCUCGAGGAUGGCGACGAAGUAGUCAUGACGGGCAAGGCGGGUAGCAAAGGCGCGUAUAUUGGCUUUGGGGACUGUCGCGGGAUUAUAGUGCCUGCUUACUAG